AUGGCCGCCAUCCUCGAUCCACGGCCAAUGACCGUCCGUCGGUCCUCCCGUAUUGCUCGUGUCCAUUCCUCACCUCCUUCAUCGUCCUCGACAGCGACAAAGCAUGUCUCCUCGCCGCCAAAGCCAACCAUAACCACCACAGCCCCCCCGCCUCCCUCCCGCAAACGAUCUCGCACACCGCCUAUCUCUCCCAUUCCAAUCGACGAUCCCCGUCUCACCCCUCGCGCCCUCCGCGCUCUCAAACGACAGCGCCUCUCCCUUGAUUCUGCUCUUGAGCUCGAUGUCGUCGACCCGUGCAUGUCGUUGUCGCAACCCCGCAGUAGUUCUGCUCCACUCGUCGUACACCGCAAGAAACGCAAGGAAAACAUCAUAGCAGGCGAUGUAUUGCCAGUACGAGAGUCACAGCCUGUAAAGCCACAUUCUAAGCAUGCAGAUUCCACUCUCCGCGAGUCAUCUCCACCACAGCCAUCUCCGUUAUCGCCCAAGUACACCUUCUCUUCCAGUGCAGAUGAAAAUAUUCUCAAUGCACAUACUAUCUCGCUUUCAUCUGAGACACACUCUUCAAACGUAUCCUCUACUUCUAUGAGACCACCCCCAAUUUUACCAGAAUUGGCCUCGUCUUCCUAUCCGGCUUCAGAUGUUUCCAGUAUACCCCCACCGGCCACUCAGGCCUACGUCACUUAUACCACACUCUCCUCUUCCGCUAGUCCCACAUCAGCUUCCACUUCAUUCGGGCAUAAGCCAUCGCAAUCAAUCUCACCGCAACCACAUCCUGCUAGUUCCUCGUCGUCGUCCUCGUGUUCACCUGCGGGCUCCUUGACUCAGCCACCCGCACAGCCACACGUGGCGUUCCCAGGCCAUGACUUGGAACUCGACCCAGUGUGGAUGGAUGGAUCAGAUAGUAGUAAGAAUGACUCGCAAAGGCAGGUUGGUGUAGAUUUGUUAAAUACAAAUCAAGUCCAAUCGACAGAGAGGGGAAAUGGUCAGCCAGAUAAUGGCGUCCUAAGGGACAGUCAGAGUGCCGACACGGACAUGGAGUGUGAAAGCCCACGAUUACAUCUCGAUAGAGAUACACAACUACAAAGGGACCGAGAAAUGAUGCAAAGGGAGCGCGAUCGUGAGGUUAAUAUAUGGAAAUUAGCGUGCCAGGAGCGGGUUGAUUACAUCUUAAGACGCUACGGUGUCGACACAAUCAAAGCUAUUGUUGCAUCAGAAGCACGGAGUAUAUCUCCCGAUCCUGAAGCUGGUUCAAGUACCACGCCCACUUUAGGGACCCGAUUUAGGCUUUACACGCCCACGAGUUACACGUAUGGUUCCUUGCCCGACGAAGAUGACACCGAUCCAGAUGCCGAGGGCGAAGCUGAUACUGAUUGUAAAUACGAGUAUGGUGUAGGCUAUAGCUGGGAUUGUGAUUACAAGAUGCGAUCUCUUGGGGAUAAGGAGAGUGGUGAUGGCAUUGAAGACGAUGACUUUGAUGAAGACUAUGAUUACGAUGAGGAGUUUGAUGAUGAGGAAUAUGAAGGUGAAAGUGAUGAAUCUCUAGGAGUUGUGGAUGGUGAUAAUGGCAAACCAGUGGCGGAAGAACCAGGUACAGGCGACAAGGAGGGGCAACCCCGAGCCCUAACUCAAGCCCAAAACCCAACGACAAAAAUGGACGUAGAUCUCGUCUCUACCUCUGCUGCUGCUGAUGCCGCCACAUUUUCACAUAACACUAGCCCUGACUUUAAUUUCAGCCCAUGUCCCUCUUUCGGUCUCUCAACGUUUUCGCAGUGUGAGACGACAAGUUAUCAGGAUAAUGGAAGCAAUUCCAGUACCACAUUAUCGACACCCCUUCUUCAACGUAUAUCUCUCCCAAUUGGCCCAGGUACACCUCCGGGCCCCUCUAAUCCAGUCACGUUGUCCAAUCCAUAUGUGACGCCACGAAUACCGCCUGUUCCGCCUCUCUCAUCUUUGCACGUACCUAUAUUAUCUGAGCCGCCCCGCGCGUAUAUGGGCCGUGGGACGCCUCCUGAUCGGCGAAGGCUGGCAGAAUGGGCGAGUGCAGUAGGCAGAUUUAGCAUGAGUAUUGGCAAUGUCUCAGGUAUAGAAAGCCGCUUGAGCUCGAGCAGCGGACCCAACGUGAUGUCAAGCUCGAGUGCCGGUGCAAAUGAUAGUAUGAGUGCUUCAUACGAUGAUAUUGUUAACCCCGCUGCUGGCGAAUGGACGUCCUUCCUCCAUUCUCUGCUUGCACCUUCUCCCUCUCCUUCACCUUCACCCCCACUAGGCUCCUCUUCUGGAUCAAGCCUGGGUGCUCUAGAUUUGAGCAAAGGGUUGGGAGAUCUGGAUGUCAGCGCGUUGCCACUCUCUCUCCAAUUACCAUCGUCGAUUCAAAUUCCGAACCCAUUCCAGCUUCCGAAUUUCCCUCUGUCGCCUUCUUUUCAACUUCCACCUUUUCAUUCCGCCGGGCAGAUGAUGUCAUCAGAUCAGGUAUCCCCCAUGUUCUCGUUAUCGAACACCUUGCCGCUCUCUUCCCCGGCACUUCAGUUGUCCAUUUCGUCUGCUCCGAGUCUGACUGCAACUUCAGGUGCGAAUAGCGAAGGGAUGAACUGGUUUGAACUUGGUCUUCCUGGUGGCGGUUCCUCCAAUGCAUCUUCUUCGACCCGGAGUUCCAAUCCUAGUGGUGAUGAACCAAUGUCGUCUCAUCCUCCUACCGCUUCUACUUCUCUACCUCCGGCAUGUCUUCCAACGCCUAACUCUAUGCUGCCUUCGUCGCCGAUCACCUCUUCGUCUUGCGCGUCUGCUAGUGGACCUGCUAUUGAAGAUGUACAGAGGGAAUCGAGCACGCUGCGCUUUGCACUAGGCUGA
This is a messenger RNA of Serpula lacrymans var. lacrymans S7.9, 2844 nucleotides long. RefSeq lists its product as uncharacterized. Bases 1 to 2844 code for a protein of 947 amino acids. The record is from RefSeq and is a predicted model, not a curated record. NCBI's taxonomy places the organism in Eukaryota, Fungi, Basidiomycota, Agaricomycetes, Boletales, Serpulaceae. The transcript has 4 exons.